Messenger RNA from Alternaria atra, 1563 nucleotides. RefSeq lists its product as uncharacterized. Gene Ontology annotation, cellular component: peroxisomal membrane. Lineage: Eukaryota; Fungi; Ascomycota; Dothideomycetes; Pleosporales; Pleosporaceae. The record is from RefSeq and is a predicted model, not a curated record. The transcript is spliced from 2 exons. Gene Ontology annotation, biological process: peroxisome organization. Bases 1 to 1563 code for a protein of 520 amino acids.
AUGGGCUCCGAUAACGCAGAGUCGUGGGCAAACCGCGACACACCUAUUCCAGUGGUCCAGGUACAUCAUGCCUCGAACGAUGGCACUCCCACUACAGAAAAGCCACAUUCGCAUUCGCGCCGGCUGUCGGCUAGCAGGCUCAAAGAUAAACUGGAAUCAUUGGGUGACAACAUAAGUCGUGAGUCCAGUAGUAGAGUGGGAGACAAGAUGAUGAACCUAUUACUUGCGCAAGUCCUGCCCUCAGAAGACCUCUCCGACAGCUCGUCUCCAGAUUCAUCAACACCAAGCGGGAACACACCACAAAUCAAGGACCGACGCUCUCGAAGCUAUGUCGCCCGCCCCAACUUUAGUAUCCCUACCAUGUCCUCUAACUUCCGUCGCUUCAACUCACGCAUUGGUGUUGCUUUUAUUCUUCAAAACCGACUCAUUCGUCUUUUCACCUGGGUCCAGCCCACACAAACCCUCUCGUUUCUCCUAGUCUGGACAUUUGUGUGUGUCGAUCCAUAUCUUCUACCUGUACUCCCGCUGGCGUGUGGCAUGUUCUUCGUCAUGGUUCCUGCAUAUCUAACCCGACAUCCGGAGCCUAUGGCAAACAUGGUGGAUAUCGAUGGCGAUCUGUGGAGGGGAAGCUUAGGAGGACCACCACUAGCAGACGCAAAGACGAUCAAGCCUGCGCCCGAGUUUAGCAAGGACUUCUUCCGCAACAUGCGCGAUCUGCAGAACUGCAUGGAGGACUUCAGCCGCGGCCACGACGCUGUACUGAGCUUCAUCACACCGCUUACUAACUUCAGCAAUGAGAACCUGUCAUCGAUGCUCUAUCUCAUCCUACUUGUCGCGUCGGUUUUGUUGUUUAUAUCGGCGCAUCUACUACCAUGGCGCGCGAUAUUUCUCGUCAUCGGAUACACUUUGACGGCAUUGGGUCACCCUAACGUUCAAGACCUCCUCACAACGCCCGAGAGCGAAAAGUUCAUCUCCGAUGCAGAGCACGAAAGCCGUUCUUUCCUCCUCACCAUCUCGCGCGCAGACAUCGAACUGGAGACAUCACCAGAGACGCGCGAAGUAGAAAUCUUCGAAUUACAGCACCGUGCCCUACACGAUCAGCAUGGCGAGUACGAGGGCUUCAUGUUCUCACCAUCACCUUACUCCCCUUUAUCGCCUUCUAGGAUCAGCGGCGACAGACCUCGUGGCACACCGUUCUUCGAAGACGUACUCCCACCCCGUGGCUGGCGCUGGAGUGACAAGAAGUGGACACUCGAUUUGUUAUCUCGUGAAUGGGUCGAAGAUCGUUGUGUCACAGGCGUGGAAGUUGAGGUCGAGGGUGAGCGAUGGGUCACGGAUUUACACUACGAAGUUCUUGAAAGUGAUGGAGAGAAAGCCAAUGCCGCAAAGGCCAAGUUAAAGAAGCGGACCGGAUCAAAGGGAAGCAUCAGGGAUAUUGGAGAUCAAGAGAAGGAGGUUCUGCGCCGGGCAUGGGAGAGCCAUGCGCCGAGUCGCAAGGGCGAAUGGAGGAGGCGGAGAUGGGUGCGGGGUGUGGAGAGGAUACCUUGGAGGGAGAGUCAGUAA